Molecule: messenger RNA, 831 nt
Organism: Magallana angulata
Lineage: Eukaryota; Metazoa; Mollusca; Bivalvia; Ostreida; Ostreidae
Exons: 2
Coding region: 208-816 (202 amino acids)
Source: RefSeq, a predicted model, not a curated record
GUUGUCCGUAGUUGGUCCAGGACUACAGCCCCGGAGAUUCGGACACUCUUCUAAUUUAUUUUUGUACAUGUAAGAGCAAGUGUAGGUCGUUGUUUCCUUUUCCCUUGGUGAGUACAUUACGUUAGGCAGAUUGUUUUGUUAAAAGUUGAGAAGUUAGUCCCUUUAUGGGAUAAUUUUGAGGUAAGUUGGUCUGUCAGUCAAUGCACCAUGUUUACUGUCAAGGAGAUGCUGGAGCUACUUGAAGUGGGGACCAAGAUGGGGAUGAAGGAUGAAGACCUUCAACAAUUCGUGAAGGACGAACAGGCCAGAAUGCGGGACGAACGUGAGAAACAUAGAGUCGAGAGACAGGAGGAGAGAGACCGCGACUUCAAACUACAGAUGGAGAAAGAGCGCGCCGCAAGAGAACAUGAUGAGCGAGAGCACGCCCGAUUGAUAGAAGAAAAGAGACAUCAGCAAAAACUAGAAGAACUGGAACUUGAUCACAAACUGCAACUCGAGAGAUCUCACAUGAAGCCGAGUGUUGUGACUAAAGAGGAGAAAGAAACUUCUCAAGUGAUAAAAGGACCAAAACUUCCUCCGUUUGAGGAUUCGAAAGACAACAUUGACGCGUACAUUCAAAGAUUUGAGAUAUACGCAACAACGCAGAAAUGGAAUAAAGACACGUGGGGGACUCAUCUUAGCGCAUUACUCAAAGGAAAGGCACUGGAUGUGUUCGCAAGACUCUCACCCGAAACAGCACUUGAUUUCAACGAGUUGAAGAACGCCCUGUUGAAACGAUUUGACAUGACGGAGGACGGUUUCCGCAAGAAGUUCUGAUUUUCAAAACCAGAC